AUCAGUGAUCUAUCGUCCACAAUCACAGCCAUCGAUAUUACCUAUUUUGCCUUCGACGGCUUGGCAACCCUAGAGUAGAGCGCGUCGCCGUCAAACCGACGAAAAGCAGCAAGAAGAGGAGAGCAUAGAAAAUAUAAGAAGUGUGCAAAAAAGAAAGCAAAUUCGAGCAAUGAAGAAUAUAACUAUUAAAUGUAAAAUGCAAAUGGAGUGGUACCCGCCACCACCAACACAAAAGCAGCAGCAGCCCGAGAUCCACGAUCCUCCAGGUGACGCAGCAGCAGGUUGCAGCUUUCCUUGUAAGAGGCAGAAACUUGAAAAGAACACACAGAACGGUCAAAAUGUGCUGAAAAUCAACACGGUUGAUGGCCACAAGGGGCACGCUUCUUCUUCGACACCAGGCUCAGAAAGAAUGGGUGAGGAGAAAAACAAACUGGGAUACCAACAAUAUCAGGCACAAAACUAUCAGAAUGCGCUCAAACACUAUUCGGAUGCCAUCACUUUGUGCCCAGACUCAUCGCAGUAUUACAAUAAUCGCGCUGCCAUCUACUUACUGCUUCUCAAUUACAAUGGCGCCCUGGAGGAUGCCCGCAAGGCCAUCCGCUUGAAUCCAAGCUUACAGAAGGCGUACGUCAAUUUGGCCAAGUGCUGCCUGGCGCUGGGCGAUAUCAUUGGCACGGAGCAGGCCGUGAAGACUUUGAAGGAACUGAAUGCCCAAAACACGGAUGUCGAAGUAGAACAGCAGUCUGCGCAGAAGCUCCGCCAAUUGGAGACGACCAUACAGACCAACUACGACACAAAGGCCUAUCGCAAUGUGGUCUACCACGUGGAUAGUGCCCUGGAGCUGGCUCCGGCUUCCACUCGAUAUAGUCUCCUGAAGGGCGAGUGUCUAGCCUACCUGGGACGCCACGAUGAGGCUUUGCAGAUUGCCGUGGGCGUGAUGAAGCUGGACAGCACCUCGGCGGACGCCAUAUAUGUGCGCGGUCUGUGCCUCUACUACACGGACAAUCUUGAGAAGGGCAUCCUGCACUUUGAGCGCGCCCUGACCCUCGAUCCCGACCACUACAAGUCGAAGCAGAUGCGCAGCAAGUGCAAACAGCUGAGGGAAAUGAAGGAGAACGGCAACAUGCUGUUCAAGUCGGGGCGGUAUCGUGAGGCGCAUACGAUCUACACCGAUGCUCUGAAGAUCGAUGAGCACAACAAGGACAUCAAUUCGAAGCUUCUGUACAAUCGGGCGCUGGUCAACACUCGCAUUGUUGCUCUCCGGGAAGCAGUGGCCGAUUGCAGUCGCGUCCUAGAGCUGAACUCCCAGUAUCUGAAGGCCUUGCUGCUUCGUGCCCGCUGCCACAAUGAUCUGGAGGAGUUCGAGGAGGCAGUGGCAGACUAUGAGUCGGCCCUCAAGUUGCAGAAGACCACUGAUAUUGAAAAUUUGCUUCGCGAGGCCAAGCUUGCCCUGCAGAAGUCCAUGACAAGGGAUUACUAUAAUAUAUUGGGCAUAGAACGGAAUGCAUCGGAUGAGGAGAUUAAAAAGGCGUACCACAAGAAGGCACUGGUGCACCAUCCGGACAAACAUGCCAACAGCAGUGCCGAGGAGUGCAAGGCGGAGGAGCUGAAGUUCAAGAAGGUGGGCGAGGCCUAUGCCGUACUGUCGGAUGCGCGCAAGAAGGCGAUUUACGACAACGCACAGAAUAAUGCACAGCCAACGAUGGGAUCCUGUUCCAUGCGUCAGCUGUAG
Drosophila obscura is the source of this 1732-nucleotide messenger RNA. RefSeq names its product dnaJ homolog subfamily C member 7-like. The transcript has 5 exons. The coding region runs from base 170 to 1732 and encodes 520 amino acids. The record is from RefSeq and is a predicted model, not a curated record. NCBI's taxonomy places the organism in Eukaryota, Metazoa, Arthropoda, Insecta, Diptera, Drosophilidae. Gene Ontology annotation, molecular function: protein binding.